AUGGAAGCACUCCAGGAGGGAAAUAGCCUCGACGAGGACGACAGAACCGAUGUGUCUUUGAAAGCACUCAAUUUUACAUUGGAAGUGAAAGUUUUUAGAAGACGGUGGCUUCAGCUUCUACUUCUAUUCAUUCUGAAUACAAGCAAUUGUGUUCAUGUGUACCAAUUUACCAUCAUCACAAGCAUUGUUCGCAGGUACUACAAAAUUUCUUCCUUGGCUGUCGAAUUGACCGUUGUAGUGUUCUUGGUGGCUUGCACGAUCCUGGCACUACCAGCCUCUUACCUGAUGAAUCGAAUCGGCCUGAGGUGGACGUGUCUCAUAACCACUUUACUCACGUGCCUCGGUUCCUGGAUCAAAGUGUUCUCCGUAUCCCCGGACCAAUUCAUUGUGGCAUGCAUCGGCCAACUAGUGAUCGCGGUGGCUCAUGUAUUCGUCUUGGCUUUUCCAGGGCCAUUGGUAGCUUUCUGGUUUGGAGCUAAAGAGACCGGUCUUGCCACGACCAUUGUUACCCUCGGUGUUUUCAUGGGCUAUUUUGUGUCCUUUCUUACUCCUUCUAUUCUCUUUACAAAUCACGAAAGUAUCGAGAGCAUCGGAAAUGAUUUAUCAACGGUUUUCUGGACAGCCGCAGUUUACAGCAGUGUUGUUACCGUCACCUUAUUUUUCCUGUUUCAGGAGCAACCGGAUCUACCACCAAGCAAAGCAAGGGCGCUUGUUCUAAAGACACACCGCGAGUCCAAUGCUAAAGUCUUCUGGAAUGAGAUUAAAGAGAUAUUGAGUAACCGAGGUUUUCUCAUUUUUUGGAACAGCUAUGGCAUUAUUGCCAGCAUGCCAGGCGUACUAACCAUAUUUAUCAGUCCCUUAUACGUUGCUCAUUUUGAGGACGGUGAAAAAGAGGCUGGCAUUAUGGUACUUUUAUUUGUCAUCAUGGGCAGCAUCGGUGGGAUGAUAUUUAGUGCCAUUCUAGACAGGACAAAAGCAUUCAGAGCAGUCCCAAUCGUGAUCAGUGCUCUAGAAGUCGUCAUUGAUAUACUGUUUGCUACCAGCUUGGUGAAUGAAAUCAAAUGGAUAACGUUCGUGAGCUAUUCAUUCCUUGGGUACUGCGUCAUGAGUUAUGUUGUGAUCGGGACUGAACUGUGCGUCGAAAUGACUUAUCCACAGCCGGAAUCGACCGUCGCGGGAAUUUUGUUCCUGGCAAACCCGAUCUACGGUAUUGGGAUGGUACUAUUGACAGGCAGAAUACUGGAAUUCUUCGGAGAUAUUGCGGCACAUGGGUGUAUUUGCGCCUACCUUACUUUGGGUAGUCUUUUGAUGAUUGUCAAUAGAUUCGAAUUUCGUCGCUACAAAGCUGGGAUGAUUACUGCGGAUUACAAUAGCACUCAUGUGCAUCUUCAGACAUUUGUACGAUUGGCAAUAAAGGAUAUUUUAUUAUUUCAGAGCCGUGAAUUAAGUGUUUGUGUACAGAAAAUUUACGAUUUGUCUAAUCUAUAUUUUCAAAGGGAUUAUGGUCUCUUCAUUGGCCAUGGAUUUAUCAUUCCUGCAUUGUAUGAUGCAACAUCAUAUGAGAACGUUGAGACAAUUGGGAAGGUUUUAUUUCAAGGUGUUAAGGUUUCGGCUCUUAUGCUCAGUAAAAUCCUCAGUCGUUGCAUCGUUGCGACCCCAUCACAAGCUGCGGAGAAUAGGAAAAUAGUGAUUUUGGCAAAACCAGUCUUCUUCUUACAUCUUACAUCUGAGAGAAAACUGCGGAUCGAAUACGUGAAUACUGUUUCAGGAUCAACCGGAUCUGUCACCACGUGGAGCAACGGCGCUGAAUUGGUUACAAAACACGAUCGGAUGCUCAUUAAUGUCAGGCUAAUCAAAGCGAAGCUACUUGGCACUUUGACAAAGCGAUCAAUCGCUUAG
Molecule: messenger RNA, 1899 nt
Organism: Diprion similis
Lineage: Eukaryota; Metazoa; Arthropoda; Insecta; Hymenoptera; Diprionidae
Product: feline leukemia virus subgroup C receptor-related protein 2-like
Exons: 13
Coding region: 1-1899 (632 amino acids)
Biological process (GO): heme export; transmembrane transport
Cellular component (GO): membrane
Molecular function (GO): heme transmembrane transporter activity; heme binding
Source: RefSeq, a predicted model, not a curated record